AAAAUUUUGUUCAAAAGCCGAAUAAACCCAAUUGAAGUCGUCACUUUUGAAAAUUGCGCAGAUUUGUAGCUUUUAUCAGCCGAUCGGGCAACACUACUGUUAAAACCCAUUAAGUGUACAAUUCAUACGUGGGCCAAUAACAUUGAAAUACUUGUCAAAAUCGGCGUAGAAAGAGAGCGAUAAAUAGUGCGAAAUGUUAUAUAGAUUGGACUGCGGCAUGACAGUCUUAUAAAUAGUCAUCUCUGUUUUACUGAAACGUACACGUCAGACGAAACAUUUUGUUCCAUUAGGAAAAGAUAAAAAAAAAGUGAGAAUCAAUCGUGAAUAUUCAUUGCAACGCUACGGAAUAUACUUUCUCCAUUGUGACGAACCGAAAUUAUAACCUCAAUUGAAAUUUAGUCGAAACAAAAAAAAUUUACAAAAUGAAGCAACGAUUGGUGGUUGCGCUCAUAGUAAGCACAUUAGCUUUAUUAGGUAGUGUACAAUAUGCAUUUGGAGCGGCUGUGAUGUCUAUCGAUUUGGGCAGUGAAUGGAUGAAAGUCGGUAUCGUUUCGCCCGGUGUUCCUAUGGAAAUUGCCCUGAAUAAAGAAUCGAAACGGAAAACACCGGUCAUUCUAUCAUUCCGAGAUGGACAACGACUUUUUGGCGAAGAUGCGGCUACGGUUGGACUUCGUUUCCCAACAAAAAGUUUCCAUUAUUUAUUGGAUUUGUUGGGUAAAACCGUUGACAAUCCAAUUGUUAAAUUGUAUCAAACACGUUUUCCAUAUUACAAUAUCGAAGCGGAUCCGGAACGAAAUACGGUCGUGUUUAAAAUUGAUGAUGACACUAAGUACAGCGUUGAAGAAUUGAUUGCUCAAAUUUUGCAGAAGGCACGCGAUUUCGCGGAGAGUUCGACCGGUCAACCAAUAACGGAGUGUGUCAUUACGACUCCUGGUUUCUUCGGGCAAGCUGAACGAACGGCUCUGUUGACCGCCGCCAACCUCGCCAAUAUCAAAGUGCUGCAACUCCUCAACGACUAUACCGCAGUUGCCUUGAACUACGGUAUUUUCUCGCGCAAAGAAAUCAACGACAAAGCCCAAUACUUUGUAUUCUACGAUAUGGGAGCCUAUCACACCACGGCCAGCGUUGUUAGCUAUCAAUUGGUGAAAGACAAAGCAACACGUGAAACGAAUCCAGUUGUUCAAGUUAUUGGCGUUGGUUAUGAUCGUACGUUGGGUGGUUUGGAGAUGCAAUUGCGUCUACGCGACUACUUGGGCAAAGAGUUCAACAAAAUGAAGAAAACAAAGACCGAUGUAUUCACCAAUCCACGUGCAUUGGCCAAACUAUUCAAAGAAGCUGGUCGCGUUAAGAACGUUCUUUCCGCAAAUACGGACCAUUUUGCUCAAAUCGAAGGUUUAUUGGACGAACAAGACUUCCGGUUGCAGGUGACUCGUGAAAAGUUCGAGGAAUUGUGCAAGGAUUUGUUCGAACGUGCCGUUGGCCCACUUGAUCAAGCGCUAAAGAAUUCUGGUCUUAAUUUGAGUGUAAUCAAUCAAGUCACACUGUUCGGUGGAAGCUCACGUGUGCCGAAGGUGCAGGAGGCGCUUAAAACAUUUGUCGGUAAGGAAUUGGGUAAGAAUAUCAACACCGACGAAGCGGCCGCAUUGGGUGCUGUUUACAACGCAGCUGAUCUCGCAACCGGUUUCCGUGUAUCGAAGUUUAUCGUCAAAGAAGCUGUUUUGUUCCCAAUCCAAGUGACUUUCGAACGCGAAGGAAACAGCGGCAACACAAAGGUGGUGAAACGUAGUCUCUUCACGGCAUUCGGAUCGUAUCCACAGAAGAAGGUCAUCACAUUCAACAAAAACACCGAAGACUUUGCAUUUGAGGUUAGCUACGCUGAAUUAGAUCACUUGCCCAGCAACGAAGUCACAAAUAUCGGUUCAUUGAAUUUGCUGAAAAUCAAAUUGAACGAUGUGAACAGCAUCAUUUCAGCUCAUGCUGGCGAGAAUAUCGAACCAAAGGGAAUCAAGGCUCAUUUUGUUUUGGACGAUUCUGGUUUGUUCUCGUUGUCUGGCAUCGAAUUCGUUGCUGACAAAAAUGUAACCGAACAAGAGGAAGAAAAUGCAUUUGCAAAGCUUGGCAACACAAUCACUAAACUGUUUACCAGCAAUGAUGAAGAGAAAAAAGAACCAGAUACCGAAGAGAAAACACCAGAAGAAGGUGAAAAGGCAGCUGAAGAUGGUAAAAAACCAACUGAAGGCGAAGCCGCUGCAAAUGCAACCGCAACGAAUGAAACCGAUUCAACGGCCAGCACUGAAAAGAAACCAAUAUCGAAAAUUGUCAGUAUCAAAGAACCAAUUCCGUAUCAUGUUGAUUUCUUGUAUGCCGUUCAUUUGAAGGGUGACAAGUACGAAGAAGCACGCAAAAAGGUCGAUAGGCUUAACGAAUUGGAACGUCAAAUUGUUCGUCGUGAAUCGGCUUUGAAUGCAUUGGAAAGUUUUGUCAUUGAAGCAAAUCAACGACUCAACGAAGAGGAAUAUGCCAGCUGCGCUACAUCAAAAGAGAUCGAAGAACUUCGUAAAGCAUGUGCUGAUGUUUCCGAUUGGAUUUAUGAAGACGGUCAAAACGCCGAUGCUGAUACAUACGAAAAGAAAUUGGUUGAGCUGCAAGCGAUAUCGAACCCAAUCUAUGCCCGCCACUGGGAGCACAGAGAACGCUCCGAUGUUGUUAACACAUUCAACAAGAUGAUUGCACAUGCCAAGACUUUCCUAACAAAUGCCAAGAACAUGACAAAGGAAUCGAAUUCCGACAAAGACAUUUUCACUCAGGUCGAAAUUGAGACACUUGAAAAGGCAAUCAACGAUGCCGAACAAUGGGUUGCCAGCGAAUUGGAAGCACAAAAUAAAUUGAAGAGAUCCGAUGCGGUGCAAAUGACCGUCAAAUCUAUCACCGAUCGCAUGGCACUAUUGGACCGUGAGGUGAAAUAUUUGAUUAACAAACUGAAAAUCUGGAAACCAAAAGUCAAAGAAACUCCAAAGAAGUCGAAGAAAGCGGCCAAUGACAGCGAAACCACUGAGAGUGAAACCGUAGGUGCUGAAGCAACUGUUGAAGAACCGAAGACAGUCAAUGUGGAACAAGAUGUUCCAGCAGCGGCUGAUGACCAAAAAAUCGAUGACGCCGACAAAACCGAUGAACACGUUGAAUUGUAAAUGAAAAUCGAGGCACAAACUUUUCCUUAAGACAAAAUCAUGUUUUCAGGAAUAAAAAGAGAGUCAUUUUAGGCGCAUUCUCCUUUUUAUAACAAAAAUCUGAAAAAAUAGCAUUCGUAGCGAUGCAAAGAUCCAGUGAAUCAUAUACAGUAGAAGAAAAACAAAGUUCGUUUAAGUUACCUUUUCAUGCAGCAGAGUUUAGUUUCCCAUUUGAUGUUCAUAUUAUUUUCAGGAUCAAAAAACAUGCAGGUCGCCUAAUAAUUUAUGUAAGCUCGAUUAAGACUUAAAUAUGGAUGUUUGGCAUUUUCUCCAUACGCAUGAAGAAAACCAUAACACUCCAGUACCUUUGCAAUUUUUAAGUAUGUAAAUUAGAAAAUUGAAUUGAAUUUUAUAAGAAGAAAAAAAAAUCUAAUUAAUCGACACCAUCCAUUCCAGCGAUCUUGUACUCUUUCUUACAACAGCAAAAACAAAAUAAUUAUAUAUUUAUAAAUAUCGGAACCAAUGAAGAUAUUCAAGAGAAAAAAAAAACAACAACAAAAACCAGCAGCCAAUUUUCCAUCAUUUUUAAGACGCAUGAAUAAUAAAAACAUAAUAUUGCAAAAAUAAGAGAGAAAGAGAGAGAAUUUUGUAUGAUUUAAAUUAUUUAAAAUAAUAUAAGUGUAUAGAAUGAGGAGCGAAUGUGUCGAAAUAAGUGGAAAAUCAAGAGGGAAAGUAGUAAUAAAAUGAUUAAAUUAAAAUACCAAAAA
This is a messenger RNA of Sitodiplosis mosellana (orange wheat blossom midge), 3934 nucleotides long. It is a transcript of the gene Grp170, whose product is annotated as hypoxia up-regulated protein 1. The record is from RefSeq and is a predicted model, not a curated record. Lineage: Eukaryota; Metazoa; Arthropoda; Insecta; Diptera; Cecidomyiidae. Gene Ontology annotation, cellular component: endoplasmic reticulum chaperone complex. Gene Ontology annotation, molecular function: ATP binding; ATP-dependent protein folding chaperone. The transcript has 6 exons. Gene Ontology annotation, biological process: negative regulation of hypoxia-induced intrinsic apoptotic signaling pathway; cellular response to hypoxia; endoplasmic reticulum unfolded protein response. The coding region runs from base 423 to 3188 and encodes 921 amino acids.